Molecule: messenger RNA, 3905 nt
Organism: Pipistrellus kuhlii (Kuhl's pipistrelle)
Lineage: Eukaryota; Metazoa; Chordata; Mammalia; Chiroptera; Vespertilionidae
Gene: EPN3
Product: epsin 3
Exons: 10
Coding region: 519-2453 (644 amino acids)
Biological process (GO): endocytosis
Cellular component (GO): endosome; plasma membrane; clathrin vesicle coat
Molecular function (GO): phospholipid binding; clathrin binding
Source: RefSeq, a predicted model, not a curated record
CACCCCCUCGGAAGGUGCUGCCGCCUGGCCAGCAGGAAGGGGUUAACCCGCCUGCCUGCGCUGCCUCCUGUGUCCUGUUACUGCUGAGGCAGACCUGCCCGGCCAGCCGAGCAACUUUCCUCCCGGCCGGCCGGGCGCCCAGGAGACCAGCGGACCAGGGGCAGAGCUCAGCCCAUCCUGGGGACCCUGCCGCGCCCUGCCCUUCCGAGGGCUCUGCGCCUCCUGGGAGAGGGUGGGGUUCCGGGACGAGGGUCCGUGGUGGAUGGCUCUGGGGGCGCCCCUGAAGCCGUGCCGUCCCCCCGCCCUGCAGCUCGGAGGGUCACUGCAGAGGCUGCUUGUGGUCCUGGGGCGGGGACCCGCGGAGCCAGCACCAGAGACCCAUGUGGAACCCAAGGACGCAGCCGCCCUGCUGAGCGCACGGCGGCCCCUCCCCGGAAACCGUGACCUCGCGACGGCGGUGGCCAUCGGCCCUCCACCCCCGGCUGGGGCGGGGGGCGCCCCUCUCCACGUCCCCAGCCAUGACGACCUCGGCGCUGCGGCGCCAGGUGAAGAACAUCGUGCACAACUACUCGGAGGCGGAGAUCAAGGUGCGCGAGGCCACCAGCAAUGACCCCUGGGGCCCGCCCAGCUCGCUCAUGUCCGAGAUCGCCGACCUGACCUUCAACACGGUGGCCUUCGCCGAGGUCAUGGGCAUGCUGUGGCGGCGGCUCAACGACAGCGGCAAGAACUGGCGGCACGUGUACAAGGCGCUGACGCUGCUGGACUACCUGCUGAAGACGGGCUCGGAGCGGGUGGCUCACCAGUGCCGGGAGAACCUCUUCACCAUCCAGACGCUGAAGGACUUCCAGUACGUCGACCGCGACGGCAAGGACCAGGGCGUGAACGUGCGCGAGAAGGUCAAGCAGGUGAUGGCGCUGCUCAAGGACGAGGAGCGCCUGCGGCAGGAGCGGACCCACGCCCUCAAGACCAAGGAGCGCAUGGCGCUGGAGGGCAUGGCCCUGGGCAGCGGGCAGCUGGGCUUCAGCCGCCGCCAGGGCGAGGACUUCGGCCGCGCCCGGGGCUCCCCGUCCUCCUACAAUUCUUCCUCCUCAUCCCCCCGCUACACCUCAGACCUGGAGCAGGCGCGGCCCCAGACGUCGGGAGAGGAGGAGCUGCAGCUGCAGUUGGCUCUGGCCAUGAGCCGCGAGGAGGCAGAGAAGCCAGUCCCCCCAACCUCCCUCAGGGACGAGGACCUGCAGCUGCAGCUGGCCCUUCGCCUGAGCCGGCAGGAGCACCAGAAGGAGGUGAGGUCCUGGCGGGCAGAGGACUCCCCCAUGGCCAAUGGCGCCGGGGCUGCAGCCCACCGUCGGAGGGAAAGAGAGCCCGAGAGAGAAGAGAAGAAGGAGGAAGAGAAGCUGAAAACCAGCCAGUCCUCCAUCCUGGACUUGGCGGACAUCUUCGCGCCCACCCCUGCCCCGCCUUCCACACACUGCUCCGCCGACCCGUGGGACAUCCCAGGUCUCAGGUCCAACCCAGAGCCCAGCGGCUCCUCCUGGGGGCCUUCGGCGGACCCCUGGUCUCCGGCCCCCGCGGGAAGCGUCCUGUCCCGCAGCCAGCCCUGGGACCUGCCCCCUACGCUGUCCUCCUCUGAGCCCUGGGGCCGGACCCCAGUGCUGCCUGCUGGAGCCCCCACUACCGACCCCUGGACACAGAACUCCUCCCCCAGCAAGCCCCCCAACACUGGGGCUGACCCCUGGGGGGCCUUGGUGGAAGCGCCCAGCACACCUGCUCUAGGUGGCACCUCGGCCUUUGACCCAUUUGCCAAACCUCCAGGAUCCACAGAGACCAAGGAGGGGCUGGAGGGUGCCCAGGCCUUGCCCUCGGGGAAACCCAGCAGUCCCGUGGAGCUGGACCUGUUUGGAGACCCCAUCCCCAGUUCCAAGCAGAAUGGCACCAAGGAGCCAGAUGCCUUUGACCUAGGCAUCGUGGGGGAAGCCCUCACCCAGCCCAGCAAGGAGGCCCGAGCUCGCACACCGGAGUCCUUCCUGGGCCCCUCAGCCUCCUCGUUGGUCAACCUUGACUCCUUAGUCAAGACACCCCAGGCUGCAAAGACCCGGAACCCCUUCCUGACAGAUCUCAGCGCUCCAUCCCCCACCAACCCAUUUGGUGCAGGCGAGCCGGGCAGGCCAACCCUGAACCAGAUGCGCACCGGGUCGCCGGCACUGGGCCUGGCGGCCGGCAGGCCCUUGGGGGCGCCCUUGAGCUCCAUGACCUACAGCACCUCCCUGCCGCUCCCCCUCAGCAGCGUGCCGGCCGGGGUGACCCUCCCCGCCUCCGUCAGCGUCUUCCCGCGGGCCGGGGCUUUCACGCCGCCGCCCGCCAGCCUGCCGCCCCCGCUGCUGCCCGCGUUGGACUCGGCAGGGCCGCUCCUCCCGGUCCCCGCCCCGCAGGCCGGCACCAACCCCUUCCUCUGAGCACCGGACCGCCGACCUGCUCCCCAGAUUUUGGGGCCAGGCUAGGAUCUGCUGGGGAAGCCCGGACCGGCCAAGACUCCACCCCAAGGCUAGGGCACCCCGGAGGUCCUGGGAGGUCCUGGAGCUAGAGACUGAAGACUGCUCGGGCCGAGACCACGUCCUGCAAUAAAGACUGGACCCCAGGGUCUCGGCUCUCACCACGCGGACUCUCUGCGGGACGUGGCGGCCCGGUCUGGACCACACCGCACAUCCCCGGCUGCUGUGGGAAUCGCUCCACAACGUGGGGCUCAAACACGCUCCCCCGCCCCGCACAGCCCCCUCCGCCUGGCACGUUGGCUCCCAGAUGGAGCUCCCUCAGCGCUCCCUCACUGGACCAUCUUCAUUCAUUGGUCACACACAGGCGUUGGGGUGAUGGAAUAGCCAGGAACCCAUGUAUUACACACCCACGUGCUAAGCACUUUAGACAGGUUACUUCCUUUAAUUCCUGCCACCGCCCUCUGGAGUAGGUAACGUGACUCCCCUUCAGAGCUAGCUCCGUGACUUGUGGGGCCCAGCCCAAAAGGGAAACGCAGGGCCCCUUGCUCAGAACACGAUUAAGAAUGUCAAAAUGCGGACAGCAGAGCAUUAAGCCAAGUGCAAAACCCAUUUUACAGAGGAGGAGACUGAGGCUCAAUGUCACAAUGCUAGCACAGAGCGGGGCUGGGACUCCGCGUCAGACAGUUCGGCUCCACUGGCUUGGAGGUCCCAGGCCGCACAGCGGGUUUAAUUGGGAAAUAUUGACCGACUGUCUCGAACCAAGUGCUGGCUUGACUGUGAAGAAACCACGAAGCAUCACACCAAGCCCACAGCCUCCCCGAGCUCCGAACCCAGCGGGGGGCAGGCGAGCCAGGUACAGGGGCCCCCAGCUCCUGGGCUUCACUGAGUCACCUUCAAUCUGGCGCUCCCCCCCACCCUCCCUUUCGCGGGGCUGGCGAUGAACUCCAUCUCAGCCGUGCAGACGGAGCCUGAGGCUUAUGUGGGAUCUGGGAAACCAAGGCGGGGGAUGGGGGGGGGUGUUGCCUCAUCCUGGGGAGCACCCUGGUCACCCUCCUUCCUUUUCUACUCAAUGCUCUCCAACCACUGGACCACCAGGCACUGAGGCGUCCUUAGUGCUCAGGGCCUGGCCCCCCCUUUGGGGGGCAGGGAGAAAAUAGCCUUCCCCUGGCUGGAAACGCCAAAGCUGGGGUUUCGGGAGGCACACAGUGCUGCUCUCCUCCCGAAGGCUGCGCUCUGUGGAGCAGGGAGUCCCACCCUGGCUGUGACAGGCAGCCUGGACAAGAGCACCUACGUAGGAGUCAGACUGACAGGAGUUCAAAGCUCUGCUCCGAGAUUUGCACACAGUGACACUAACACCAUAAUCACUCGGUAAUAAGUGGUUAUGCUCCCUGGCCUCGAGUAAAGUGCGUAACCUCU